Molecule: messenger RNA, 1365 nt
Organism: Salvelinus namaycush (lake trout)
Lineage: Eukaryota; Metazoa; Chordata; Actinopteri; Salmoniformes; Salmonidae
Product: zinc finger protein 658B-like
Exons: 3
Source: RefSeq, a predicted model, not a curated record
AUGACGUCACCAUCUGAAGACGCAUAUCGCUGUCAGCUGACUGGAAUGGGACGGGACUAUCGUGGAUCCUCUGGGGAGCCUCAACAACAUCAUGAAGCUGCUGAGGCAGAGAAGAGUCUCUACACAUCAGAACGUCUCAAAAAACACAGACUCACAGGGAAGAAACCUCACCGCUGCUCUGACUGUGGGAAGAGUUACUCAAGAUCAGAUUCACUACAACUUCACCUGAGAAUUCACACAGGAGGGAAUUCUCACCGCUGCUCUGACUGUGGGAAGAGAUUCACCUCUUCAGCAGACCUUAAAAAACAUUUGAGAAUCCAUACAGGAGAGAAACCUUAUAGCUGUGAUCAAUGUGGGAAGAGUUUUACUCGUACAAGUAAUCUGAAAGCACACCAGAGAAUACACACCGCAGAGAAACCCUAUAGCUGUGAUCAAUGUGGGAAGAGUUUUACUCAGUCAAGUAAUCUGAAAGCACACCAGAGAAUACACACCGCAGAGAAACCCUAUAGCUGUGAUCAAUGUGGGAAGAAUUCACAAAAAAUACACCAGAGAAUACAAACUGGAGAGAAAUCUUACAGACCUUAUAACUGUUAUCAGUGUGGGAAGAGUUUUACUUCAUCUAGCCAUCUGACUGUACACCAGAGAACACACACAGGAGAGAAACCUUAUAGCUGUUAUCAGUGUGGGAAGAAUUUUACAACAUCUUGCCAUCUGACCGCACACCAGAGAAUACACACAGGAGAGAAACCUUACCACUGCUCUGACUGUGGAAAGAGUUUUGUUGUCCCAGGAAAUUUAACAUCACACCAGAGAACACACACAGGAGAGAAGCCUUAUAGCUGCAAUCAAUGUGGGAAGAAUUUUUCUCACUCAAGCAACCUGAUAGCACACCUGAGAAUACACACUGGAGAGAAACCUCAUUGCUGCUCUGACUGUGGGAAAAGAUUCAUCUUUUUAGCAAGUCUUAAAACACAUCAGAGAAUCCAUACAGGAGAAAAACCUUACCACUGCUCUGACUGUGGAAAGAGUUUUGUUUCAUCAAGACAGUUAAAAGCACACCAGAGAACACACACAGGAGAGAAGCCUUAUAGCUGUGAUCAAUGUGGGAAGAGUUUUGGUCAAUCUGGCAGCCUGAAAACACACCAGAGAACACACACAGGAGAGAAACCUUAUAGCUGUGAUCAUUGUGAGAAGAGUUUUCCUACAUAUGGCAGCCUGAAAACACACCAGAGAACACACACAGGAGAGAAACCUUAUAGCUGUGAUCAUUGUGAGAAGAGUUUUCCUACAAAUGGCAGCCUGAAAAAACACCAGAGAACACACACAGGAGAGAAACCUUUUAGCUGUGAUCAAUGUGGCAAGAGA